CAUUAUAAAUAAAUUGGUUGAUUUACAAACUUUUAAUUUGUUUCUAUACUACAUGCAAAUGAGGAGAAAUAUGACUGCAAUUAUAAAGUUUGUUUAUGUGAUGUCCAUUUUUCUUUCACUGUUUCAUGUUGUAACCAGCUCUGAUAACCCAAUUGAACUAGUAAUUAGUAGCUGCAAGACUGAUUAUGACUGUCCAGAUAAGUUAUGUGACUCUCCAAAAGUUGGGAAGUGUUUUUCUUGUGGUGAAGGGAGGUGUCUUACUAAUAUUUGUUAUUGCGAAAUAGGGGAAAAAGAACUAGGCGGGACCAUCCAUUAAUACACAUACAACUUUGGUUGGAUCCGCCAUUGAUGAGAAAAAGUUCGAGUUUUGUGAAAUGGGUAUUGUUGGGAUUUGUGUGAAAUGAAAGGAAAAUGAAGAAAGGAAGAAACUUUGAUUUUUAUUAAGAAGGAAAAAAAAAGUGUAAUAAUUUAGGGACAAACAUGAAAAAUAGUAAUGUUUAAGGUAAAUGUUAUUAUUUUUUAAGGUAAAAGUGUUUUUUUUUGACAAAUAAAAUAGUAUUAUAAGGAAUAUAAGGGGUACUCAAUCCCUUACAAUCGAAAGUAAAUUAUAGAAUUUGUUAGCAGAUUUAUCAUUUUCGAUUUUUAGCGAUUUUAAAUUUAUGUUAUUCAAUACAUGAAUGUCAUUUGUAGUAAAUAAAUGAUGAUGAUGAUGAUGA
Trifolium pratense (red clover) is the source of this 716-nucleotide messenger RNA. RefSeq lists its product as uncharacterized. Gene Ontology annotation, molecular function: metal ion binding. The record is from RefSeq and is a predicted model, not a curated record. NCBI's taxonomy places the organism in Eukaryota, Viridiplantae, Streptophyta, Magnoliopsida, Fabales, Fabaceae. The coding region runs from base 53 to 316 and encodes 87 amino acids. The transcript has 3 exons.